Adineta ricciae is the source of this 699-nucleotide messenger RNA. NCBI's taxonomy places the organism in Eukaryota, Metazoa, Rotifera, Eurotatoria, Adinetida, Adinetidae. The record is from the annotation of a GenBank genome assembly.
AUGCAUACAAACAAAAUAUUGCUAUAUACUUUUCUUCUGUUAACAUUGGCGAUCGUAUACUGUUAUGGACGAACUGAAGACGACGACUCGCAAGACACAAGUUCGGGAGACGACGAGCGAAAUCGUCUUUCAGAAUGGUUGGAUAAAUACAUUAGUAAACGUGGCUGCAGUUUUGGUGCUUGCAGCAGUGAUGGUGAAUGCUGUUCUGGUCAUUGUAGUCGUCGUUAUUCUUUCAAUUCCUACCGAUCUGCGGGAUACUGUAGUCGUCAAAUGUUUUUUGGACAUAGUUGGCGUACCCAUAAUCGUCAUGAACGCGUUGUCACGUCAUUGAUCAUGUCUACGGAGUUUGUGUACAAUGUCUCUUAUGCACAUAAUCAAACGCAAGAAAACACCAACGUACCAACACAAGUCAACCAUAAUCAAAUCAAUCAAAUUCAUGACGAUCUCAACACAGUCAAAAUACAGAUGGUUCAAAAUAUCGAAAGAAUUCAGCAACGUGCAGAAAACAUACAUGAGUGCAAAGAACGAACAGAUAAAAUGAAUGACGCUGCAAAAGAGUUCAGACAACAUACACGUGAUAUCAAACGUAAAAUGUGGUGGCAAAACACGAAAAUGUGGAUUCUUUUGAUCAUUGCACUUUGUCUUCUGAUCAUUGGCAUUGUUUUGAUCGCAGUUCUUCUAUCAAAAAAGGAUAACUAA